This is a messenger RNA of Paramuricea clavata, 1241 nucleotides long. NCBI's taxonomy places the organism in Eukaryota, Metazoa, Cnidaria, Anthozoa, Malacalcyonacea, Plexauridae. The record is from the annotation of a GenBank genome assembly.
GUUCCUCACGCUGAGGACAAGGUUCCUCACGCUGAAGACAAGGUUCCCCACGCUGACGACAAGGUUCCUCACGCUGAGAACAAGAUUCCUCACGCUGAGGACAAGGUUUCUCACACUGAGGACAAGGUUCCUCACGCUGAGGACAAGGUUCCUCACGCUGAGAACAAGGUUCCUCACGCUGAGGACAAGGUUCCUCACGCUGAGGACAAGGUUCCUCACGCUGAGGACAAGGUUGCCCUCGGUGAGAACAAGGUUCCCCACGUUGAGGACAAGGUUCCCCACGCUGAGGAGAAAGUUCCUCACGCUGAGGAAAAGGUUCGUCACGCUGAGGACAAGGUUCCUCACGCUGAAGACAAGGUUCCUCACGCUGAGGACAAUGUUCCUCACGCUAACGACAAGGUUGCUCACGCUGAGGACAAGGUUCCUCACGCUGAGGAGAAAGUUCCUCACGCUGAGGACAAGGUUCUUCACGCUGAGGACAAGGUUCCUAACGCUGAGGACAAGGUUCCUCAAGCUGACGACAAGGUUGCUCACGCUGAGGACAAGGUUCCUCACGCUGAGGACAAGGUUCCUCACGCUGAGGACAAGGUUCCUCACGCUGAGGACAAGGUUGCCCUCGGUGAGAACAAGGUUCCCCACGUUGAGGACAAGGUUCCCCACGCUGAGGAGAAAGUUCCUCACGCUGAGGAAAAGGUUCGUCACGCUGAGGACAAGGUUCCUCACGCUGAAGACAAGGUUCCUCACGCUGAGGACAAGGUUCCUCACGCUGAGGACGGACAAGGUUCCUCACGCUGAGGAGAAGUUCCUCACGCUGAGGACAAGGUUCUUCACGCUGAGGACAAGGUUCCUAACGCUGAGGACAAGGUUCCUCAAGCUGACGACAAGGUUCUCACGCUGAGGACAAUGUUUAUCAUGCUGAGGACAAGGCUCCUGACGCUGAGGACAAGUUUCCCCACGCUGAGGACAAAAUUCCCCACGCUGAGGACAAGGUUCCUCACGCUGAGGACAAGGUUCCUCACGCUGACGACAAGGUUCCUCACGCUGAGGACAAGGUUACUCACGCUGAGGACAAGGUUCCUCACGCUGAAGACAAGGUUCCUCAAGCUGACGACAAGGUUCCUCACCCUGAGGACAAGGUUCUUCACGCUGAGGAUAAGGUUCUUCACGCUGAGGACAAGGUUCUUCACGCUGAGGACAAGGUUCUUCACGCUGAGGACAAGGUUCCUCACGCUGAGGACAAG